AUGGACGUCACCGAAGAGGAGCGAUCACAUCUCCUGAACAGGCCCACCGACCCCACAAGGAAGAAGCGCAAGAGAAACAGGAACAACAGAAAGAACACUGUAAAAGCCCCGCAAGUGGAAGAAGAGGAAAAUCGCGAGGAAGACGAUGAAGAACGAGAAGAAGACGAAGUAAAUAGAAAGGAGGAGGAGGAAGAUGAAGAAGAAGCAGAAGAAGAAGAGGAGGAGGAUGAGGAAGAAGAUGAAGAAGAAGAAGAAGAAGUAGAAGAAAAAGACGAUGAGGAGGAGGAAGAAGACGAAGAAGAAGAAGAAGAGACCGACGAGAAAGGAGCUGAAAAGGAGAAGAAGAAGAAGAAGAAUAAAUUGAAGAUGGAAGAAAAAGAUUCGGAGGAGGUAGAUUUGAAGAGAGAGGCUAAGGCAAGUGGUUCGCGAGGGAUUAUGAGCUCUGAAGCAUUUUCUGCGCUGCCCAUCUCUGAGCCCACCAUGAAUGCCAUCAAAGACUUGGGGUUUAAGUAUAUGACUCAGAUCCAAGCUAGAGGGAUACCACCACUACUCGAAGGCAAGGAUGUUCUUGGAGCUGCAAGGACAGGGUCGGGGAAAACCCUUGCUUUUCUGGUACCGGCUGUCGAGUUGUUGUACAACAUCCGUUUUACUCCUCGAAAUGGGACUGGUGUUAUUGUUAUUUGCCCGACAAGGGAGUUGGCCAUACAGACACAUGCUGUAGCAAAGGACCUUCUUAAAUAUCAUUCUCAAACGCUUGGACUGGUUAUUGGUGGUUCAGCUAGAAGAGGAGAAGCAGAGCGCAUAGCCAGAGGGGUAAAUCUUUUGGUAGCAACCCCUGGUAGGCUUCUUGACCAUCUUCAGAACACCAAAGGCUUUAUAUAUAAGAACUUAAAGUGCCUUAUGAUUGAUGAAGCUGAUCGAAUUUUGGAAGCUAAUUUUGAGGAGGAAAUGAAGCAAAUCAUUAAAAUUUUGCCUAAGGUGAGGCAAACAGCUCUCUUCUCUGCCACACAAACAAAGAAGGUUGAAGAUCUUGCACGCCUAUCAUUUCAGACUACUCCUGUCUAUGUAGAUGUUGAUGAUGGAAGGAGGAGGGUCACCAACGAAGGACUGCAGCAAGGCUAUUGUGUUGUCCCUAGUGCCAAGAGAUUUAUUCUGCUCUAUUCCUUCUUGAAAAGGAACUUGUCAAAGAAAGUGAUGGUUUUCUUCUCCUCUUGCAAUUCUGUAAAAUUCCAUUCGGAGCUUCUCAGAUACAUUCAGGUCGAUUGUCUUGAUAUCCAUGGCAAGCAAAAGCAGCAAAAACGAACCACAACCUUCUUUGAUUUCUGCAAAGCAGAAAAGGGCAUCCUAUUAUGUACUGAUGUAGCAGCACGUGGCCUUGAUAUUCCUGCUGUGGAUUGGAUUGUGCAGUAUGAUCCUCCUGAUGAGCCCAAGGAAUACAUUCAUAGAGUUGGACGUACGGCCCGUGGGGAAGGUGCGAAAGGGAAUGCUUUGCUUUUCUUGAUUCCAGAAGAGUUACAGUUUCUUCGUUACCUUAAGGCUGCAAAGGUCCCCGUCAAGGAGUAUGAGUUUGAUCAGAAGAAGCUAUCGAACGUGCAACCUCACUUGGAAAAGUUGGUCUCGAACAACUAUUACUUGAACAAGUCGGCUAAAGAUGCGUACAGAUCGUAUAUUCUAGCAUAUAAUUCACAUUCUAUGAAAGACAUCUUUAAUGUGCAUCGACUUGAUCUGCAGGCUGUUGCUGCUUCAUUUUGCUUUACUUCACCUCCAAAAGUAAACUUGAACAUCGAUAGCAAUGCCUCCAAGUUCAGGAAAAAAGCUCGACGAGUUGAAGGAACUCGACAUGGUUUCAGUGAUAGCAAUCCGUAUGGGAGGAAAGCUGAAGGUGAUGUUCGACAAUUUGUUAGGUAUUAA
Molecule: messenger RNA, 1911 nt
Organism: Striga hermonthica
Lineage: Eukaryota; Viridiplantae; Streptophyta; Magnoliopsida; Lamiales; Orobanchaceae
Source: the annotation of a GenBank genome assembly